GACGCUUGAUCGACCUAUCUCGGCAGCCGGUUCGAAUACGUCCUAUCUCUGCAAAUUUUUCAAGAACGCACUAUCUCUAUGUAAAUUCAAUAUAUCGGGAACUGAUAUAGGGCGUUUUGAACCAUUUGCUGAGAUAGCGCGUUCUUCAACCGAAUUGUGAAUUAGGGAGCUUUUUUUAUAGAGAUAGGUCGCUCUUCCACUCAGCUGUCGAUAAGAAUGUUGUUCUUUCUACAAAAUUCAACGAGUUGUCUGCAAAGGCAGGUGACAGGUUUCGCAACGCACUACUCUUCUCUUUUAUGUACAGUUCAGUCCCAAGAAUGCAUUGCCUUUCAAGAAAGCUCAAUACGAAUUUUCCUUUGACGCCAUUGCCGAGUCUUUUGUCAGCCGCUGACAUAUACAGCAUUUUGCCGUUACCAAAAAGUCCUUUCACAAUGCGCAUGUCACAACUCAAAGGAUAUUUUCUUCCUUAUUUGACGUUUCCCACUUUAUUGAAUCGUGUGCCAACAUAAACAAUGUGAAAAAAUAUUCUCCAAUUUAUUGCUCAAACAAUUAUUUUAUGAAAUUAUAAAUCACGUUUUAGUGAUGAAUUUAAUACACGGAAUUGUUAUCAUUCUCAGCGCUGUAGUAUUUCUUUUCUACAAACUCUCCAAACAAAGAAGUUCUUCGUUGCAAAACAUUCAGGCAUUGCGGCCACCCAAUCCGGAAACGCCGCAGCCUCCUUCAUUUUCACCACUAUACGAAUAUGAAAACGGUGCGGUGUGUUCCGACAGCGAUGUUUGCAGCAGAAUCGGCAGGGAUAUUAUGCAGAAGUCGGCAGGUAGCGCCGUCGAUGCAGCCAUUGCCUCACUCUUCUGCAACGGACUGCUGGCCAUGCAAAGCAUGGGGCUCGGCGGCGGUGUACUUAUAAACAUCUAUUCCAGCAGUGAGCAACGUGCCUAUAGCAUAUUGGGCAGAGAGCGCGCGCCACAUCAUUUCCAAUUACCUGCGACGAAUGUAAGCACCAUUUUUCAAUCGGCUUUGGGUAUUGCAGUGCCCGCUGAGAUUGCCGGCUAUGCGGUGGCGCAUCAACAUUUCGGCAAGCUGCCUUGGCGGCAACUGGUGGAACCGACCACAAAAUUAUGUCGUAAUGGUUAUAUACUCACCAAACACCAACGCGAUUCGGUAUAUAUAAAUGGCAAGCUGCUCAAAGAGAAUGCCGUGCUGCGCAAAAUGUUUGUAGAUCCAAAAACUGGCCAAGUGUUUAGAACGGGCGCGCAUGUACGGCCACCGGACGUGCUCUGUCGCACAUACGAAGCGUUGGCACGCGAUGGACCAGCAGACUUUUACCAUGGCGAUUUGAUGGAGAAAGUUGUAGGUGACUUGCGCGAGUUCGGCAGUCCCAUCAAUGAGUUGGACAUGCAAAAUUUGACAGCCGACUUAGUUUUUUCACCCAAUGUAACUUUGGGUCCGUACACAUUGCACUUCACACCGCCACCUGGCAGCGGUUAUGUGGUUGGAUUUGUGAUGAAAAUUUUGGAAAAAUUUCGUAUGAAGUUUGCUACCGUAGGCAAUCUCGAUGCCAAUGGGCUGCAUCGCAUCGUCGAGGCGCUCAAAUUUGGGUUCGUCGAACGUUGGAAGCUGGAUGUAGAGGCGCCGGAAGAGGAAUUAUUCAAUCUCACAAAUGCGACCUUUGCGCGUCAACUGGCUUAUCUAAUUGAUGAGGCGCGUACUUUCCGGGAUGCUACAAGCUAUGGCGCCAGCGAGCACUUGGUGACACGCACGGAGUAUGGUACAGCGCAUAUAUCGGUGUUGGCGCCAAACGGUGAUGCCGUAGCCGCAACGAGCUCGAUUAACUUCUAUUUUGGCAGCGGCAAAAUCGGCGCGCGCUCCGGCAUACUCUUCAAUAACGCAAUGUCAGAUUUCGCCAUUGACGGUUUACAAAAUUACUUUGAUCUGCCCAAUAUGCCGCAGAAGAAUCGCAUUAACCCCGGCGCCUCGCCCAUCUCUUCCAUGAGUCCCAUUAUUGUAACCGAUCAGAGCGGCGAGGUGCGUUUGGUGACUGGCGCUGCUGGUGGCACAAAAAUUAUCUCCGUUCUGGUGCAUAUCUUGGUGCGAAUACUUUGGUUGGAGCAGAAUAUUAAACAGGCUAUUGAUGCACCGCGCUUUCAUCACCAAUUGGAACCGAAUAUAUUCGAGUAUGAAUAUGGCAUAUUGCAGGAUGUUAUUAAUGCUUUGGAGGCGAAGGGGCAUAAGACCAAGCGGUAUAGGGAGCGUGGAUCUGCUGUUUGUGGUAUUGAACGUGUCGGCGGCAAAAUUUACGGAAAUGCCGACUAUCGUAAAGAGGGAGAUGUUAUGGGUUUCUAGAUAGUUUUGGCGACGUAGGAAAUAUGCAGCUUUGAGCAACUCCAUUUUAUUUUUAUAGUUUUAAGGAUAGUUAGAAGAAAAGAAGACUUACACAAAAGCUAAAAAGUAAUCGAACUAAAAAUCAACGCUUAACGAAGAUAAAAUGUUCAUAUUAAAAAGGUUUAAAAGUAUUAAAUAAAAAUUGUAUGCUACUUUAUCAAAGUUAGUUAACACGAGCAAUAAAACUUGCAAAUUUUCUUAAAUUAAUAUAAUGUGAUAUUCGAUUAAAAGCGUAGUUUAAUAUUUAAUUCAUCGAAAAGUCAAUAAGUAUUUAAAUUAUUUAAAUUUGAAAAAUGUCUAUUUAAAUGAAAAUAUUCCGAAAAUCUAAUACCCUCCAUAAACUUACCAAAUCUAAUUAAAACGUCAAGCAAUUUUUGUUCUCCUAGAAAGUAGGUUUUGUUUUUAUAACCUCGCAUAAUCAUUCAAACUCUAAUGUUUUGAAAUGAGCGCGUAAGGCCGAGGCCACGCAAUGAGCGGCAAAGCGGCGAGCCAGCUUUCGAUUGGGAGUUUAAAGUAAUUUUCUAACAGAAAAUGUGUUGAGUUGCAUUUUUUUUUUAUUUAUUGGAUGCUAAACUUAGUUUUAAGUCAUUUUCAACACGUGGCAAUACUAGUACUUUUUAAAGGCUGAUGGAAUUUUUCAGAAAUACGAGGUUUUUUACUAGUUUGUAUUUAUUUUUAUUACGA
Molecule: messenger RNA, 3066 nt
Organism: Rhagoletis pomonella (apple maggot)
Lineage: Eukaryota; Metazoa; Arthropoda; Insecta; Diptera; Tephritidae
Product: glutathione hydrolase 1 proenzyme-like
Exons: 4
Coding region: 583-2343 (586 amino acids)
Biological process (GO): glutathione catabolic process
Cellular component (GO): plasma membrane
Molecular function (GO): glutathione gamma-glutamate hydrolase
Source: RefSeq, a predicted model, not a curated record